Molecule: messenger RNA, 966 nt
Organism: Ipomoea nil (Japanese morning glory)
Lineage: Eukaryota; Viridiplantae; Streptophyta; Magnoliopsida; Solanales; Convolvulaceae
Exons: 1
Coding region: 1-966 (321 amino acids)
Source: RefSeq, a predicted model, not a curated record
AUGGUCAGAAGGGAGCUGAUUGUUCAAAGAAUUGUGGAUGAGAAUCAACUGAACUCCGUUUGCGAUAUUCUGCCCUUGCUGAAUGAAGUUGGUCUUUUGAAAACUGUUACAGAUGUUUGCCCUUACUCCAAGCUGCUCACAUAUGAGUUCUAUUGCAAUCUCAGUGAUGAGAUUGACAGUCUCACAGGGCCACGACCGAUGCAAAUCUUCAUCAGAGGGAAGUGGUAUGAUUUUGGGCCAGAUGUAAUAAAUAAAUACUAUGGCUUGCCUACAGUGCAAGAAGAAGCUGUUACUGAAUGGGACGUGGUGGCCAAAACUCUUACCGGUGGACAUACUACAUCUUGGCCUACAGGAGAUAAGGACUAUUUGCUGAGCUCGCAUCUCACGUCUAGAUAUGUCAUCCUACAUCGCCUGGCUCUGCACAACUGGCUUCCAUCAGCUCAUUUCAACACAGUUGGCAAGCUUCUGGCAGGAUUCCUAUUUAGAAUUGGAACUAAGAUCCAGUGUGAUCUGGGCAAAUGGAUUUUUUAUCAUGUUCUAACUCUGAUUCAUCCCCGGGAACAGAAGGUAAGACUACCGUUUCCAAAUCUGAUUUUUGGCAUCCUUACCUCUCAGGGUCUUAAGCCUAUGCCCAGCGAAGUGAUCAGUCCGACGCUGCUAUAUACUGUUGAUAAACGUCUUCUCUCUGGAGAUCAUAUUAAGGAUGUCGUUCCUGUGACUGCCCCAUCCAAUUCGGAACCUGAUGCUGUGAAUGAUGAGUCUCCUCAUGCUAAAGAUGAGAAGCUUUCCGAACAAUUGAAGGCGCGAGUUGCUGAUCUUGAGAUGGUGCACGGCAUCAUUGCCAAGCAACUGACUAGUGCGCGCAUUGAGCUAGCUACUGUUCUUCUCCGCAUGAGCUUGUCUGAUACUGCUGCUGCUGCUGAGGAUCCCGUGAAGUCUGACUGUGGCUCUCCCUCAAAUGCUUAA